AUGGCCGACAAGGAGCAAAAAGCUGAUGAAAUUGAAAUUAAGGCGAAAAAGCCGACUGAUUUCCACGGAUUUGCCCUUUACACUUUUAAAGCACGAAGGUAUGCUCCCAUUGAUGUUAAUGAGUGUUUAUUCAGUAUGUAACUAUUUCGGUAUUUUAGGCCCAACAGUGCUGAUGUCGCCAGAAACGGCGGCGACAGCGGAGAUGGUGGUGUAAGCAGUAAAGCUGUAGAGGGGAAUGUGGCGGAUUUCCUUCGAAAAGAGGCGACGUCUAAUUGCGACUUUAGGUAAGGUAUUUGUGUUUUUUACUUCUACGACUGUUCCCAGUCCGUGUCGUGUGUAUAAGACUUAUCUUAUUUUGUUUAUUUGUACAUCGCAUGAAAAUAUAUACAUGACAUUACAUUAAAUAAGCUUAAAAGAGUACAACGAAACCAUGAUAUAAAGAAGGGCCAGGGGACUGUUAAAUUUGUUCGCUAUUAGGAGGUUUCGUUAUUUCAAGGUUCUUUGCUAUAUAUUUUACAAUUACUGUGUUAAAAGAAACUUGUUCUUUAUACCGUGGCCUUCGUUAAUAGGUUCGUUAUGCAUCAGUCAAUUCCAGCUGCGCCCAGCCCCCGCCCCUGGGCUGCCCCCAGGCAUUAGCAUUUUUUUUGCCUUGGAUGGCAAAUUCCCGGGGGUGGGGACGAAAAAAGAAGGCGAAUGCCCCAUCCUUCGUCAACACUGCAACAUUUUUCAUUGACACACAGUCGAAUAGUGCUGUUUUAAGCAUUUUUAAUGUGUGAUUUUUUGCUUCAAUAACGUAUUCCUUUGUUUUAGUGCUAGGAUUCUAAUUAAGACUUCCCGCCGCGAUGACAUGCACCAGUUUAUAAUUUUAGUAUUGAUGUAAAAUUAUUGACAUUAAAAUUAAUAGAGUGCUGUAAAGUUAUAUGUUAUGAAUAGUUUUAUAAAUAUGAAAGGACAUUUUUCAAAUAAUAUCAGCAGAAAUUUGACUCAAUAACCAAAAAAUGUUGAUUCACGUUGAUAGCUCCUGAUUUCUCUAUGUAAUUCUGGCUGGAUAAGCAAUUAAGAAAUGCAUGUAUAAAAUCAAGAACAUGCCUUUACAACCUCUUCAAUUUUUUCCUGUCCAUGACAAAUGAGCCAAUCUACUUUCCUUCUCAGUAAAAUCAUCUAUGUAGUUAUAUUCUGAUAGGAAACCGCGUGCAUGACAAAAGCUUGGGAAUGGCCCCGGGGCUGGCAACUGCCCAGCCCCUGGGCAACACAAAGAAAGCCCUUACAUUUUCCAAUUAAUUCAACCCGCUCAUAUGGACACCCCAUUAAUAGGGAAAUGUUUUAUGGCUCCCAGUGUAACAGGAUUUGACUGCUCUUCUGACCAGCCACUUAUUAAAACAUUUUGUUCUAUUCCAUCAGGCGGUGUGUCAUUAACAGGCGAGAACCGGUUACUAUAAAAGUGAUUCCCAGCUACUUUCAUAGGAAUGUAGAAUGAAAAUAGAACCAAAAGAAAUCCCUAGCUGUUUGAUCCCCAGCCUACUUGUUGUUACUCUUUUGCCAACUUGAAAUCUUAGUGAAAGUGGAGUGAGUGUCUAGAGUGAAAGGCCUAUGGGCGAUUUUGUGCAUCAACAACUGUCCUAGACUGCGAGCAGUCUCUCUUUUGCUCAAAAAUCUGUAAGCAAGAGUAUUUGAGCAGCAAAGUUGUGUGAGUUGUGAGGGCGCAAGUUGGAAAGGUGCUAGUAAAACAUCUACAACUGCCCAAUCUUUUUUAUAUCCCAAAUGAUAUUAUGGUAUGGCUUCUAACUGGUCAAUAUUUCCUUGUUGUUUUGGUUUUUUUUUCACAGUUUGUCUCUUUUGAGCACAAAUUUAUCUGGAGAACAAGAAACAGAGCUAAGGAAAUUCAUGGCCAAGCGACUUGCUAGGGGAACUGUGUAUAGUGGUAGUGGCAACAUCAGCACACUGGAGGAUUUUUUCCCUGACGAGUCUGCUGUUUGUUAUUAUUGUUUCCUCAGAGGAGGAAAAGAGGAUGAUGAAGGAUGCAGUGAUCAUCAUGACGCGUAGGUUUACAAAUCGGGAAAAUAUAGUGCAAAAAGUUCCUUCUCUUGAGUCACUGUAAAGUGCUUACUUUUUGCUAGUUUUUUGCACUAUUGCAAUGCCUUUCUGAUCAAGUGGUGGACUCUGUCACUUGGCAUAAAAUAAUGAAAAUCCUAUACCAGGUGCUCAAAAAAAUAUUGUCUGGUUGUCCAAGACAAGCAGUUUUUCCUGCUUUGCAAUUAACUUUUCAUACUUGUUCCACUGAUUGGCAAGGGCCCAGGCAAGUGGUCUUUUAACUAAAUAAUACAAAGAGAAAAAGCAUGCACCCCAACUGUAUACCCCAGCUGUCAACUGAGGCUUGUGAUCUUAAACCUCCAGCUCUGUACCUGGAAAAUCUUUUUGUGAGGUGAAUGUCAGGUGACAAAUUCCAUCUUAAAAGAAUAAUCAAGAGCAAAAUCCUGAAGCAAGGGAGUGGAGGAAAAGAAAGACUUUAUUUUUGCCCUUUCCCUUCCCCUACGACAGCUUUCUUUGGCUGUUUUCCUAACAUUAGCCUUCAGAGCAGGCGCCGGUUACUAUGUACAGGCUGCGCGAGGGAAACACUUUCCUCAAUCAAUCAAUCAAUCAAUCAACUUUAUUUAAACACGUUAAAUGGCUCAGCAAGCUGGUUUUCAGACAUGCCGUGUGAUAAUUACAAUUUAUAAAAAUUAAGACUAGUGUAACUAACAAUACAAUAUAACAGCAACUCCUCUCCUCUUCUCAAGAUUUCUUCCUUCACCCUAAAAAAACCAGCACCUGCUACACAGGCUACUAACAUUUGAACUUUUCUCACAUGAAAAUAUUUGCUUUGCAAGCUAAUGUGCACUCUACCUCUUCAAAUCAACCCUUUUACCUUAAGGGGGCCAGAGAUCCCCCUGUGUCUAUGGGUUUGUCCCCAGCUUCUCUUGUAGGAAACAAAAUGUAGUUAGAUGAAAUUUAACACAGUUAACAACUAGGAGCGCAGGCGUUAGUCAGCGGUCAGUGCGGUGGCUCAAGCGCAGUCAUCCUUGCUUGCAUCAGCAACAUGUGCUAAGUACAGCGUUUCCUUGCGGCCACUCUCUUCAUUUAGCCUUUAGAUCAUCCUUUACCCCAUCCCCCCCUUUUACUUUUUUCCAUUGAUAAAUCAGUGUGACAGGUCCCUGGUUCCGUUGGCGCAUGGACUCAUGGCUGGAAGGUGUGUGUUUACCAGCCAUUGGGGCAUAACUCUGUCUAGUAAAUUUUAUUCUAAAAUUUAAAGUAAAGUCUUGGUUUUCUGCAUUUCACAGGGAUUCUCCUGAAUUUGGAAGUUUCCUCUCAAGUGACUAUGUGGUUUGUCUUGUCUCUGGUGGGAAAAGUGGAUUAGACCUGUAUCCUUUAAAAUAAAUUGGUGUAUUUCAGUCUUUAGAUGCACUUUGAUAGAUGACAGACAAUUUGUGACAAAGAGUCUUGUCUACAGAGGCAGUGCAAGUUUGGUAAUAAUAACUCUCAAAUAUCAUAGACUGUCUGUCUUGAGAGACAUUAACUGCUAGGCCACUAUCUUUCUCCACUGACAUUAUUAUCAUUAUUGUUAAAAUUCUAAGGUACAAAUCACAAAAAAUUUGUCUGUGUAUUUUUUCAGUGGAUUUAGAUUUGGCCAUUAAGGUGCAAAUUGCAAUGAACUGUCCAUAGAUUUUCUUACUGAAGUUAUAAUGAAAAGCUGCCAAUGAUGUAGUACUGCUUAGUAUUUACUCACAGCACUUCACUUACAUGUAUGUAAUAUUUUGUAGCCUCCAACAGGGUUGAACCUGGUGUUAGGGACUGGUGGCCGCACCUUACUUCAGACGCUGGCUAUUUGUCUCAUAAAAGACGUAGAUGUUAGACCUUAACCAUAAUAUCUUAGAUUUCAGAAGGAACUGGAUGAUUACAGCAAUGGACUUUUACCUUACAUUGAAAACUACAUUAGCUCUGUAAGUUGGGACAAUGAUAUAGGAGUCUUAUUGAAGCAUGUGUCAUGGAAUGUAAGAUCCUUGAAAACAGUCGACUCUCUCUUAAUGAACACCUCUAUAAGACAGACAGCUCUGUAAAAUAGACACUUAGAGUUGGUCCCUGCCUUUCUUUACUCCCUUUAUUUGACUCUCUAUAAGACAAACACCUCUCUUAGACGGACACUUAGUGCCGGUCCCAAAGGUGUCUGUCUUGGAGAGAGUUGACUGUAUCAAUGUUCUUUAUUGGUUUUAUAAUGAAACCUCUGAUGGAACAAUAUGUAGGCACAUUUUUGAACAAAAAUUUGUGUCCAAUUACAACUCCACAAAAUUGUUUGACUUCGCAAGAGCUUCUUCUCACUUGUAAUGUGUCUUCGUCCUUGAAGGAAUCUCAAGAUGUUCAAGAAAGCUUCAAGCAUCUGGAAUCAUGGUAUGAUGAUAAUGUGAGUAUGGAAGAUUGCUUAAGUGACGGACCUUUUUGGAAUUUUACAGGGUUAAGCUUCAGGAUACUGACUAGAAAUGCCAGUACAGUUUUGCUGUUGAGUAGCUAAUCAAUUUUUUCUUUACAAUGUCAUGUAUAAUCAAGAGAACAGGUUACAAAAAUUAAUAUUAUAAUAAUAACUGACGGGAAAAUGCUUUCAUCUUUUCUCAAAUUCUCCAAACUAAUAAUUCUUGAAGGAAAUGUAUGGAUAUAAUAUCAGUCUGGAAAAUUUUUAUGUACCAGUAGCUUCUGUAUGCUACCUCUAUAAGACACAACGGCAGUGGGGCUUAUGAGAAUCCAUACUGUCAAUGUGUAGUGUUAGAAUAAUGCUAUGUGACUGUUCAUCGGGUGGCUUGUCAGACUUCAGCUUCAUCACUAAAAUUCCUUUGCAGAUUAGAUUUGUAUGCAGAUGUACACAUCUGUUAAAAGAGGAUCUGGCCUCUCUUGUACAGCUGGUAAGUCGUUGUGCAGCAAGUAAUUACGACAUAGCACUCCUGGUUAACUGUCGAUCACAGCCCACUCACAAGCUCUUGGCAAGGCAUGGAGAACAGGAGAAAAAAGGACCAGACCAAUGCUAACAAAGGAAUUGCCUUAACCUGAAAACAGUUAAACCUUUGUGUGGCUGUGGUGACCACGUGAAAUGGAAGUCCUGGUGUCAAUUUAAUAAAACUUUUACACUUGUAAUCUACAAGGGUAGCUAUUGUUUUCAGACUCUUAAAAAAUGGCUACAAUAAAUAUUGUACAUUCCAAUUGUAAAAGUUUUAUUAAAUUGACCCCUGUCUCCAGUAGAGACGUAAAAAUAGUCUUUUUAUUUAAUACUUUCAUGUUAAAAAUAUAGAGCGUUUUUAGGUUAUCAAAUUGCAUGUUCAUUUAUGUAAGAGAAUGAAUUUAUUGUAUUUAUUUGUACUGUUAUUUGAACUGCAAAUUUUUUCUGAUGGAAUGAGAUUUACUUAGCAGUCCCACAACAUUAAAAGUUUAAAGGAGACUAGCCUGGGUCAUGAUUUAACUGCAGUCAGUAACCAGAGUUCUGUCUGUGGCGCAGGCUAAAAGGAGCCCUGAAGUAAAACAUUUACACAUCAUGGGAUCUUACUUGUUAAUGAUGAACAAUAUAUAUCUUUGGUUUUAAUUCAAAUUUAAAUUUGUUUUAUUUCACAUUCAGGGUCUUUUAGGUGGCAAGUUACAAGUAGAAAGUGAUGAUAACAGACUGAAAAAUGACCUAAAAAUGUGAGUAAUGAGAGAAAAUAUUUUUUCAUAAAGUUGACUACAUUGGAGGCUAUCCUAAUGGACACUCUGAUAAGCGGACAGCUCUAGACUGCGAGCAGUCUCUCUUUUUCUUCAGAUUUAUGAGCCACCUUCACAAAACCCCCUCUCCUUUCUCAACUCAUCAGUCACAAACUCUGUAUUUUUACAUUCCGUACUACAGAAAAAAGCCAGCUCUCAUAGUCUAGGACACUCUACACCCACCUUCACAAAACCCUGUUUCCCAAGGUUGUCCACAGCUCAUGAUAUGCCCCCUCACUCCCAUUUCCUAUGAUGGGCCACUGUAUUUCCUAUGAUGGGCACCUCCCUAAAAGAGAAAAAUGCUGUUCUUUAUUAAGUGCAUUGCUGGUCCCAAUGAAGUCCCAACUUUUAGAGAGAGGUGACUUCAAUCCUUAAAUUUUUUCCAACGUGGCAUCCCAAAUGUUUCCUUUGGUAAGACACGAUGCAUUUUCAUGUGAGAAUUCCACAAAAUGCUGAAGAGAGCAUGACAGUUAACAUGGUAAUGAGCAAAGAAACCAAAUUUAUCUUAGCUAAAGAACUUUCCAUUCAAAUUUGCGUGAUUCUGGCAUGUAACAUUAUUCGUUGUCAUUAAGAGGGGUACAAGGAGUGCAUCCUUAGCCUGCCAUCAUUUCCUCCAUUUUGUCCCUGUGUCUCUCAGGUUAUGCGGGCCCAUAAGGACGGUUUUAUUAGGCUCUCACCCCUCUCUUCUCCAAAGAGGUCUUUUUGUGUCAUAGGAAGGCUGGAGAAAGGAAAAAAGAAAGCACAUGUGUCCAUCUUGGAUACAUAAUAAUGGUAGAGGUUCCUGCCUUUUCUCUCUCCCCAUUGUCCACCAUAGGUAAUUAUUUCUGUUUUAUUGGAAUACCCAGCGGGAUCCUCUGAGGUGGCAAGAUAAGUUGAGUUCUGUGUUCUGAUUGGCUACAUGUACCUCGUCCUGAGCCGCCAAGAUUUGACCAUAAAGAUUACAUUAGAGUAUCAUUGGUCAAUAAUUAUUUGGUAUUUUAUUUCUUUAGAAGCUUGCUAUGUGACAUUUUUUUAUUUGUUUUUUUUCUGGUAGUAUAAUAUGGUAUUCCUUUCUGCUGGAUUAUAGGUUUGUUAACGCCUGUAGUACUGCCACAUUUAAUGCAUUGGGAAUAGCCCAGGACACUUCCAAACUUAAGGUAAUUUAACCCCGUGGGGGGGGGGACUCUGCAAAUGAAAGGGAUGGGGAUGCUCGUCUGAAAUUUUGAAUUAAACCUCUAAAGGAGACCAAUCUGGGCAUGGCCCAAGCUUUUUUUGACCCCUAAAAGAGACCAUGUUAAAACACAGACAAUAUAUAUUUUUUUAUGUUUUUUCACUUGCAACCCUAAACGAGACCUUCACAGAUAAAUAUGAUGGCGUUUUGCCCAGAACACCCUAAGUGAGACCAAAAUCCAAAAUUUACACCCUUAAGCGAGACGACAAGCAUCCCCACCCCUUUCAUAUGUGGAGUUCCCCCCCCCCCCCCCCCAAGGAAUUUAACUUUACUGGAAAUGCUCGAAUUAGCGCCCAGGGUGCAUUAUUUCUUUUUUUUUCAAUUAAGGUGGUGAUUGAUUGAAGAGGACACUUAUUUCAUUCUUCAACAUUUCAGCCUUUAUGAUGGCAUAUUCAUUUCUUUCAAGUGAACGAAAACAGGAACACUAGAAUGUAUCUAUUAGUAGCCUGGGAAAACAGCCGGCUUGUCGUGUUUGAAAUCAGUGAUGUCUGAGGAACAAGCACAGAAAUUCCAUACUGAUAAUGUGUUACAACCCAGAUCUGAGUAGUCCUUCUGAUUGGUCGUGGCACAGGGGGAAUUUUCUUCAACUAAUCAGAAAAACUAUCCAUUUCAUAACAGCAAAAUAACAUCAUUACAGUGAUGAUUUGUCAGCAGUAGACAGUCUAUCUGCCAAACCCGCACCUACCACGGACAAUAAUGCGUUCCUGGCUGUGUCCGACCACAUUUUCUGUUUUGAUAGCCCAAAACGGUGACUCGACGUUUCCUAUGUUUAUAUAAAAAUGCGAAAGCUCACAAUCUUUAUCACUGCUGUUUGUGUUUUAUUUCUGAUUAAACAUCAAUGGCCCAAGAGCUGAAGUCUUUAUGAGAAAUAAAUGUAAAUGUUGGCUUAGGGGAGGAGUAGGUAGGCAAUAUCCCAGAAAACUAAAUUGCCAUAGCUUUUCCCUGUGAUGCAAAUUAAUUAUACCGUUUUUUUUUUUCUUUAGGAAACAGAAAGCUUAGCAUGCAAAUGUGCUGCAGCAAUACCCACAGAACUUGUCUUAAAAACAAAUGGUGUAGAAUACAGCCUCGAUAACAAAGGUACUUUGUUCAUUUAUACGAGAAGGGGGGGGGGGUAUCACCCACACCCUGAUGUAAAGAAGGCCAGUAACACAAUUCCUUGAAGUCGUUUAAACUUGGGAAAGAUUCGAGAUAAUUGGGCAAUAUCACCGGUCCAGUCCCCGGAGACUAAAAAGUUUUUUUUAGUCCCGUUCUCAAGUUUUUCACUGACUAAGCAUGGCGGUUUUUGGGCGUCUAAACACAAAGAAACUCAAGUUUUUCGCCACUCGUUCUAGCGCGCUUCUCGCGCGAAUUUCAGGGCUUCGCCGCUCGUGCGCCCGGCUCGACAAAACCGCCAUGCUACGCAGGCUAAGGCAGGGGAAGCAAAAUGUUUGUUCAGUUUCCAUGCAAGGUGUAGCUACCAGGCUUGAUUUCCGCCGCUCCCUUGGGUCUGCCCAGACAACAGAGUAAACUACAGGUCCUAGACAAAAGCUUAACUUUAAACAGUCCUUGAAAGUGUUUGUGAGCUUCUUUUUAAUCUCUUCUAGUAACAACCCGUUUUUGUCGUGAAUGGGCAAAAACUCUGCUGACUGAUACAGAAGAUAACCCCGUGUUUCUUAGACAAGUUAUUGAGAACUACAAAUUGAGGGUAAGCAGAUAAGUGUCUUAAAACCAACCCAAUUCUCCUAACCGAUUGCAACAUAAGUGGACAAUCAAGUAAGCCUGUCAAGUCUCAAAGCGAAUACAAGAAAGUCGCGAUUGUUGUCACUUUUGAUUGGUCUUGAUGGUGACACGAGAAAUUUGUCGCGAGAGUUUUCGAAAACAAAACCAAUUUUUCUGGCCAAUCACCACACGCGUAGAGAGCAUCACAAGUUAGCCGAACGAAAAAGCGCGGGAAAAUGUUUCUAAUCACGGUACAGCUAGACAAUUAAAUGAACCAAUGAGAUGUUAACUUAAGUAUUUGUCGCGGGCGCCAAGCGUGGGAAGGUUUGAUUUUUGUGACGCAAGAUUUUAAUAUGUUUUCCAAGAGUGUUGGCGAUCUUAGAGUCUGGGACCAAAUCUAUUGAGACACCAUGGUCCUACUUGAUGAUGUCCCUUGCAUUUUCGCGUCAUUUUCUCACAGAUUAGUAGCCUGAAUUUCAUCCGAUUUCUUGGAGUCGUUAUUACUCCCUCAGUAACGUCUGAAUCGACCGGCCGUUAAUGCCAUCCAGUGACGUCACUACUCCUUGAAUGUUACACGUGAAUUACGAUCGAAAAAAAAUAAAGCAAUUCUGUGUCAUGCAGACAUUUCCAAACGAUAUUUCUCGGUUUGCCACUUGAAAAUCGUGUUUUACUUUUUGCAUGAAUUAAAGCAAUGGUCAAGGAGUAGUGACGCCACUGGACGGCAUUAACGGCCAGUCGAUUCGGACGUUUAACAGGCUGUUAAAGACUCGAAGUAAUCGGAUGAAAUUCAGGCUAACAGAUUAGCAUAAUGAAUUAUGUUUACACAGGUGAAAGCGCUCGUAAAAUUUCCGGCGCGAAAGACUUCAAAGUGGCAAUUUUCAAGUGGUUCCCAUAUCUAAUUUUGCGGCGUCAUUGUUUAGUUGCUACGCUAUUUAGUUCUUUUCAGAGGAAUGCUCGUAAUAAAUUAUACACUGGUGAACCAGGGAUCGUGAACAUAUUCUUUCCUUUCUCUCGUAAGAACCUUCCACAUGUUUUUGUUGUUGUUACUACUUUUCAUGCCUUCUUGCUCACCAUCUCAAAAAUUCAGUGUUAAUUUUCAUUUUUCCCUUCUUUUGUUGGUACUAUUCAUUUUUGUGAUAGGUGGUACUUCAGUUCAAUGCACUUGACAGUUAUAAUAUAAACAAACGCCAACUAAAGCUUUUGAUUUCGGUGAAAAAAAAAUUAAAAGCGCUUUUUACAGUUCAACUGUAUAAUGGGCUUUUUAUUCUUGAUGUUGGGCAAAUAUAUCAACAUGUAUAAGUCAAAAUAUAUCUCCUAGUUUUCUUGAAAGCAUUUAAUCAUUUUAUUAGAAAGUUCACAUGUCAUGUGUGCACACAGAUUUAGCUCCAAAGACAGACUUAGGCUAUUUAUUGACAGAUGAAUCCCUUAAAUCUGUUUAUUUCAAAAAGACAAAGAAGGGAUUUACGCGCAUCUGUUAUGAUAGUUACCGAGACGGUAAGCUAACGUCUAGACAUAUAAACUAGUAAACUUUGCCAGCUCAUAGGCACAACAGACAACCCGCUUUGUAAAUUAACAAAAUUUUGAGUUUCUUUGUAUGCUGACACGCUAAGAGGCCAUCAAAACAAGCUUAACAACUCUACGUGGGAAAAAACGGAACAUUAAACUUUCCAUUCAUUUUCUUCCUUCAGUGAAAGUCAAAACUCUCAGAAACGAGUGCUCUCUUUAAUAGGGAAUGUUCACACUAAACCUGAUACUGUUUUGCACCGGCACGAGAACCAUACCGUCUAAGGCUUCUGUUCACAUAUAAGAGGGAGCUUUAACAUCGACAACGGCAAAGGCAGCGAAAACGUCAGUUUUAAAAUGAAUUCCCGUUUUUUCAAUCUUUGUCGCGUUUAUUCCAAUUUGCUGAAAAUGGCAAGUGUAGGCGAAUUUCCCUGGAGUUGAUUUCUUGAGGACCGCACUCAAGUUUAGAGAGAGAAAAAGAGAUUCGUCGUCGCUUGUUUACGUCCUCAAAAAAACUCGCAAUUAGGCAUUUUCACGUCGUAGUUGUGCAAGGACGGUAAAGAAAUGUACAAAAAAGCGUGAUGCACGUGCAACGUUGUUGUUUUGCGUAAUAAACCUAUUGCUUUUUUGACGUCCUGGUUGCCGUCGCCGUCGUCGUUGCUAAAGCUCCCUAAGAACGGUGAUUUCGGCGCGAUUUCUGUAACGGGACGCGAAGAUCUCUAAAGUGGAGGAGUUUCAUAUCGUUCAUACUAUACCUGAUAGUUUUUCGUGUCGGAACGAAAAGCGGCCUAAAACGGCCCACUGAGUUCUGUUUAUGGCUGCCUUAACAAAAACCCCAUAGAACUAACUCCUAAAAACUCUGUAGUUUGAGAUGACUAAAAAGGGUACGUAGUGGAAACUCACGGGUACAAUUUGGUAAAGACCUUGUCACGGUUUUCGACGCCAUCUUGACGAGUCGGCAAACGUGUGAGAAAUUACAGUGUUUGUAUGAGAGUCUAAUGUCAAAUAAUUUUUAAUGGAUUUUCCAUAUAUUUGUCUGUAAAUUUUCCCGGGACUUUCUUAUAGACAAAUGUAUAGAAAAUUUCAAAACGUGGUUUUAGGUCUUCUAGUAAUUUCUCACGCGUUUGCCUACUCGUCAAGAUGGCGUCGAAAACCGUGAACAAGGUCUAUUCUCCAUAAGUGAAUACUGCUUCAGAAAAAUCGGUUUGUUUACUCCCUUUUAUCUAGUGUAAUAUGUGAUACCAUAUUGUAAUUAAAAUUAAAUAUAGUUUCGUGCAAUGUAAGCGGCCGCUGUAACCUCCGUUUUGAUGCUACUAGGCGCUUGCGAUGAUCAUCAGCUUCAGAAAUAGAACCUUUUUCUGCUUCUUGGGGAUGUCCGCUUGCGGCAGCUUUGACUGUUUGUGGCUCGACGGGUUUGUUUCUUCUCUGGUAGCCUGCGACCAGGCUCACUUCUGUGAGUUCGGCGAAAAGUUUGGCGGCGGAGCCAGCAGUGCGCAAGGAAAAGACUUUUCCUCGUGAUAUUUUCACUUUUUCUCGCGCGCACCGCCGAAAUUUUCCUCAAACUAUCACAAAUGACACGAUUGAGCCUGCUCACAGGCGGUCCUCGCAGGCUGUUCCUCUACCUGCAGUACCGGCUCAGAAAACAAAUGAAGCACAUUUCUGUUUAAAAUACUCUAGCAGCGGCUUGAUUUUAUUUUUGUAAUAUUUUUGAUGAACACGUCAUCUCUUCUUUCGUUGUAUCAGGUCUCUCUUUGUCUUCGCAGGUAAAUCACGACAUGAAUACAUUAAAGAGACUUUUGAGACAAGCGGAGACGGAUCAUUACGCAUUAUACAGGUAAUAGAAAUCAUUUCGCGUCCCAGUUUAGUGGACACAGCAUUCUGUUGGGUUCAAAAUUUCCACUCCUUUAGCUCAAAAACGAGUUGCCAAAUCGCACGGCCAGCACACGAGUACGACAGUUUUGCACUAACAAGAGCUUUUUGGAUCCAGCUUUUUUUAUAAAAGCGAACGAAAUUCGCUCACAUGACAUGACAUGGCACUGGCUUUCGGAGAACGAUUCGUGCGGUUUAUUCGCUUCAUGACACACCUAAUUCCGUACAAGAAGUUUUUUGAAAGUUUCAUUUAUUAAAACUUAGUUCGGCUUUUGUCGCUAUAGAAAUCAUUGAGUUCUCUCCAAGGUGCCUGUUACUUUUUAGCCUUUUUCACUGGUGUCCCAUGAAUGGAAAGGAAAAAAACUGAACAAAGCCGUUUUCUAAUAUAAAACCAAUAUCACAAGUGUCUUUGGCAAAGACACGUUUUACCUCAGGGUAACCUUACCGACUCGUUGCCUCGGUAACAUUGGCAUUCAGCAGAUUUGAGUGUGAAUUUCUCAUGAUCCAGUGUUUUUUUCUUUCAUCCGUGUUUGCUCAGCUAUUUUUACAGUUGUUUCUCAAGGAAAACUAAAGAAAAUGGGUUAAUUGAUAUGCUGUCUAAAUAGCUGUUUCCGGACUGUGAUGUUUUUUGACGCGUAGGAGCAGCAAUAUUGACCUAAAGUAAGCCAUUGUUGGAUGAUUUGUAUUACUUGUAUUAUUUUUUGAUAUAAGAUAAAAGAGCACUUUCUUGAUCUGUUUACACUUACGCCCUCUCCCUUGUACCUUGAAUGGAUAACUUCCAUUUUUGGAAUCACUGCAACAUCGACGUGCAAUCUUUUCGCUUUUUAUACCAUUCGUCCUUUAUACUUGACGCUGUCGCGGGAAUGAUUUCUCGUUUUGAUACAAACUCAAGAGUUGAAACUGCGCAAAAAUUUCGUACAGUUCAAGUAUAGUUUGUGCGUGAGCAAGAAAACCAUUUUGGAUCAAUAUUGUUCGUACGUGGAACAAUUUACUACUCGAUUGAUUAAACUUGUAUCGAAACGAUAACCCCCUGAUCGAUGCACUCAGUUGCCGCAAAUGUGCUAUUCUAUAACUCGUGGGAACGUGUUUCUGGCUUAAAGAUUACUGAACUGAAUAUUUCUAAGUGCUUCUUUCCUGCUUCAGAUUGUAUCACUUGCAGAGAUUCAAGAGACGCUCGCUCUUUUCUCAUUCUCUCGUUCAGUCAAUUGCCUUGCGGCGCUUGUUUUUGUAAACUGCAGGAUUACAGGGCCACUUAUCUACGUCUCAUUGAAUCCAAUAAUGCCCUUCGUGUUAUGGAUCGUUCAAAAAGCUUUCCGACAAGGUGUGGAUCAAAGUGGCCAUGCAUUCUGUUAUCCGGGGGGGGUACUCCUGGGGUGGGGGUGUAUCCAAAUGCUGACCCUAUUUCAGACCAAAAAAUGUCAUUUUUCACACCCGUUUUCAGACCUGGCCUGUAAGAAGUUAUGUCGUCAUUAUUUAGAUUGGAACACCAACAAAAACCAUUUCUUAAUUUACACAUUUCUCUUUUUUUCUUACUCAUUCGGAAUCGAAAGGAUAAAUACGUUCAUACACUGCCGUAGUUACCUCGAAAACCAGAACUGAUUCCAGUCCAAAAUAUAAUGGGCAAAGUCUAUACCCCUCUUCAAACUAAAACAGCGCAAAAACCCUACCCUUCGUGGGGGCACAUUCCUGUAUGGCUUAUAUGAGGGAGUACCCCGUUUCCUUGUAGUAAGCAUAUCAAGUCCCAGGAGUGACCAAUAUUAAUUUUUUCCUAACAGCAUCAGCAGUUCAUCAAGAGUAAAGGUUAUGAGAAUGACUGAAAACAGAAAAACCUUGAUUACCAAAGAGAGAACACUUUGAUCUUAAGCCAAAUUCUCUCAACAAUUCUUAAAAGAAAUGUGUGGAGAUCAGUGUGGGGAACUUGUAUGUAGGUUUAACGGUUCAAAGAAAAGGGGGCGUUUAUACAGUGUAAUUGCCGACGGGAUGUCGAACGUAGGAGGGUGUAAGUGUGGGAAGCGAGAUCCUCAUGAUACAGGAAACUUUGUAAACUUUCAUACAGACCAUUUCUGGCUUGUAGCACACUCCUCCCUAGUCUCCCUCGCAGCCGUAAUUAGGGUCGUCACGAAACGCUCAUCUUCGCUAGCCUUUUGUGGGGAGGAACAUUGUGUGACGACCCUAAUAGGCUUACUUUUCCCCAAUGUUGCAGAGUACAGCGUGCGUGAUGAACCCGGCAAAAGAACGUCUGCGUUGGUGGCUAGAGGCGUGGUGCGUGGGGUAGCCUGGGAUUCAGUCCCAGGUUUCUGAAAAGCGCGAUUUCUAUGGAGCUUUUAACAUUAGGACUCUUUGGAUUGUAUGUUGUAGGUCGAGUGAUAGAGUGAUACGCACGUGAAGGAAACGCAGGUCGUUGAGUUAUCCAUAUCACAUAAAUUGUACCGGAAAAAUAACAAAACAUACAAGCUUACAAGCUGGCUUACAUAUUAUUCUCCACCACAAAAACUUUCUUUAGAAAAUAAUAGCCUUAAAGAGGUUUGCAGAACCCAUGUCUCCCUUCUCCCUCCCCCUCGCGGCUUACUUUGGUACGCAACAGGACGGCAGGAUGAAGAGGACGGCAAAACGCUUGUGUGUGACAAACGUGACACGACGAGUUUUGUCGUGAUCUUCACUCAACAUUUAUGUUUUCUGGUCUUUACAAAAAGAUACGUUCAAAUGAAAGUGAAGUUUGGCGAAAAGUUAUUUCAAACAAAAUGAUUGUCACGCUUGGCACACGAGGUUUGCCUUCUUCGUUACUCUACCGUCUUGUUGCGUAAGUUAACUAAUACCAAAAGAGAUCCCUCUCUUGGUAAUAUCUUACUCCGCGAGUUUCACCGUUGUGUUUCGUUCAGUAUUGCCACUCUUUCUUUAACUUUUAUUUUGUUUCAAUCUUUGUCCUCUUUGAACUGACUCUGACCGUCUAAUUUAUGACAUUCGUGUUUUCUUUGUGUUUGUUUUCAGGUCGUAUGUAUUUCUCUUGAAGUGUGGCAACGGACCCAUUUUACUACGUAACGCCACUUUAGAAGCUCGCGCCCUUUGCUCUGAAGAUGCGUUAAAUAUCAUCCAAGUACUGGAAGAGUUCAUUGAGGAAAACAAUCAAUUUGGAAUCGAAGCUUUAUCUGAGCGAAUAAGAACUGACGAAAAGUGAUAAAUAAUCGGGACUUUAGGAUGCCACAAGGGCGACGACAACGAGUUAAAAUAAGCAAUUUUUUGGAAUAGGCAAAGCAACAACUCUGCACGUGCAUCGCGCUUUUUUUGUACACUUUUUUGCCGUCACUGCACCACUACGACGGGAAAAUGCCUAAUUUCACGUUUUAUGGAGGACAUAAACAAGCGAGGGCUAAAUUUUCUUUCUCUUUCUGAACUUGAAUGUGGUUGUCAGGAAUUCAGCUCAAAAACACUUCGCUUGUAUUUGACAAAUUAAAUGAGUUGGAUUAAUCGCGAUAGAGAUUGAAAGAACGCAGAUUCACUUUUUAAGCGACGUUUUCGUAGCCGUCGCGGUCGUACUAUCUUAGACGCCCUAAUGCUGGAAGCUCACGGUUUUUGCAACAGAUCAGGAGUCUAUGACUGGGCAUCUGUUAACGUUUCGUAAAUAUUGAUGCCUGCUUUGUAAGAAUCUGAAACUGCAUGAUCAGUGAACGGCUCAUCGCAAGAGAUGGCAGAGUUGGACAGCAUGUCUUGUGAACAUUGAGUGAUAGGAGAGCCAAUCUGUUUUCAGUAUUCGCAGC
Molecule: messenger RNA, 15789 nt
Organism: Porites lobata
Lineage: Eukaryota; Metazoa; Cnidaria; Anthozoa; Scleractinia; Poritidae
Source: the annotation of a GenBank genome assembly